CACGUCUGAGCAGCAUCGUAUCCCACCUCACACCGCCUUCUCUUCGGAUCUCACCUCCGACUGCAAGAAUGGCUUCUUCCUCGCAGCAGGCGAUGCCUAAGUUUGCGAUGAGCGAUGUGAGCAAGCACAACCAGCCUCUGGGACCGGGCAAAUAUGUCCAAACAGCAGGCUGCAUCAUCAUCGGCGACGAGGUCUUGAACGGCAAGACCAAAGACUCCAAUAGCAACUACUUUGCUCAAUUCUGCUUCAACCGCGGCAUCGACUUGAAGCGCAUCGAAGUCAUUGCGGACGACGAGGAAGAAAUCGCCGAAGCGGUUCGUCGCUUUGGUGAAAAGUACGACUUUACCGUUACCAGUGGUGGAAUUGGUCCUACUUUUGAUGAUAUCACCUAUGAGAGUAUCGCAAAAGCCUUUGGAGCAGAACCAUUGGAAUAUCAUGAUGAGACAUUGAGGAGAAUGGCAGAGAUGCAAAAGGGAAGAAGUCAAAGUAGAGAGCAAACGGAGGAAAUGGUCACUGCGAGAAAGAGGAUGGCCCUUUUCCCUAGUAGUAAAGGGAGUGGAGCAGCACAGGUCGAGGUGAUUCACCCGACAGAGUCCCUGUGGGUACCCGUGGUGAGGAUCAAUGGGCGGAUCUGUAUCCUACCGGGAGUGCCAAGGCUGUUCGAAGCUCUACUGGACGGCAUGGAGCCGUAUGUACCCAUUGACACCAGCAAACCUCGUCCACAUCGGAUGUUGGUACACACAAAGCUGCCCGAAUCCUCCAUUGCCCCCUAUCUCGAAAAACUCAAUACCCGCUGCAAACAAGAGAAUAUCCGUCUUGGCUCCUAUCCCAAGUUUCAAGGAGGCGUAGACGUAAGUCUCAUCGGUGAUGACUUGAAGCGUCUACAGGAAUUGGGAGAAGAGGUGGAGAAGGAAUUGGAUGCAAAGAUUGUUGAGAGUGGGAAGUUGGGAGAGUAGAAAGGGGUGGGGGGUGGGGGAGUAUAGAGUGGACAUUCAGGCAAAGGUGAGAGGGAAAGGCGUAGCAAGGCAUGUGCUUUGUGUUGUAUUUUGUGAGCCGCAUUAGAAGUGCGAGGGACAAUGAAGACAGAGAAUCUGUAGCGAGCGCAGAAGCACACAUCGUAUAGAACCACCCGAGAAUAAACAGAUCCCUCAACGCUGCAAAUACCUAAUUGCCAGCCAAUAUCCCAGUACGGCAAUUAAGAUCAUUCCCGAGCACAAGCU
This is a messenger RNA of Microstroma glucosiphilum, 1220 nucleotides long. Its product is annotated as Molybdopterin binding protein. The record is from RefSeq and is a predicted model, not a curated record. The transcript is spliced from 3 exons. Bases 69 to 956 code for a protein of 295 amino acids. Lineage: Eukaryota; Fungi; Basidiomycota; Exobasidiomycetes; Microstromatales; Microstromataceae.